UUUAAGUCCUAUGCUGGGAAGCAAACCGUUGGCCCCUUUCACAAGUGUUUUACGUCCGUGGUUGGGCCCAAUGGAAGCGGAAAGUCAAACGUUAUUGAUGCACUUUUAUUUGUUUUAGGUUUUAGGGCGUCCAUUAUCCGUCAAAAAAAAAUUUCAGACUUAAUACACAGCAGUGAAAAGAGCGAUCCUUGCGACUUCUGCCAAGUGAACAUUUUCUUUCAAUCUAUAGUAGAUUAUGAGAGUGACAGUGAGAACUAUGAAGUUAUUGCAGGAUCUGAAUUGGUUAUUUCUCGCAGAGCAGAUCGGAAAUCUACCUCAACUUAUUUUAUUAAUAAUAACGUUGUGAAGAUGGAAACUAUAAUUGAGACUCUUAAAGGAAAAGGAGUUGAUCUUAGUAACAACAGAUUCCUAAUUCUACAGGGUGAAGUCGAGCAGAUUGCAUUAAUGAAACCGAAAGGUAAAGGUGAUGGCGAUCGCGGUUUAUUAGAAUAUUUAGAAGAGAUUGUGGGAAGUGAUCAGCUGAAGCCACUUAUUGCAGAGGCCGAAGAAAAAGUUGAGGCCUUUACACAAGAAAGAGAGCUUAAAUUCAACCGCCUGAAGGCUAAUCAACACGAUCGCAGCGAGCUAGACGGGACGGUGACGAAUACCGUCGCCUAUAUACGAAAAAAAAAUGAGCUCAGUGCCCUCCAAUGUAAAUUUUUUCAGCUUCAAAGAGCUCUAAUUCAGCACGACUGUCUCUCUUGCGAAAAAGAAUUACAGGGAAAGUUAGCAGAGUUGCAAAAUUUGGAGGAUGCCGUCAAGCGUUCGUUUGAGCAGCUGAAAGAUUUGGAGGAAUUCCGCGCACGCGAUCUGCAGGAACUAAAAAAACUUGAGAGUGAUCUUCAGGAAGCCAAAGAAGCAUUCGCCGCUCUUGAAAUUCUGGACACCAAAAAGCGUGAGGAUGUUAAACACUGCCAAAAAAACGGCAAACGCAUGCUGAGUGGCAUGCAAGCUCUUGAAGAAUCGCUCAAAGCCACAUGCAGGGCCAUUGACUCUGACAACGCGUUUCUGGUGGAGUCGGAGCUUCAAUCAAAACUCUUAAAAGAGAAAUUGGCACACGAGGAAGUUGUUUUUGAAGAGCUGAAAAGAAGCCUUCAGGCGUCGAUAGCCGGAGAAGCGCAAGAGUUGGAGAGAAAAGAAACUGAACUACAGCCGUGGACUCAAAAACUUAGAGACCUUCAAACUCAGUACGAUGUUGCAGAAAGUGAGUAUCACAUGCUUCGCGAUAAGUACCACAAGCAAAUGGAACAGAAAAAGGAGGCUGAGGAGACUCUCAACAAAUUAACGCAUCUUCUUAAGGAGCAGAAAACCGCUUUGGAGGCCACCCGGAUCCGCCAAACUGCCAUUCCAGUGGAGUUGCAGGCUUUAGAAAAAGAACUUUCGACACAUGUUAAAAAAGAAGAGGAGGUGAAAAAAGCUCUAAAGGAGGAACGGAUGAAGCUGGAAGAGUCUAAGUCUAACCUCAGCACAUCCCUUAGUAAAAGUGCUGUACUAGAACGGCUGAUGGAACAGAAGAAAGUUGGGAAUAUUCAAGGAAUAUACGGAAGACUGGGGUCGCUGGGGACCAUUGCGGUGCAGUUUGACGUGGCAAUAACAAGCGCGUGCCCUUCUCUUAACAAUAUUGUGGUCGACACCGUUCAAACCGCUCAGAAAUGCGCAGAAUUUUUAAGGUCCGCUAAUGUUGGAAGAGCCACUUUUUUAAUAUUGGAGCAGUUGAAUGAAAACUUGAUAAGGAGGAGCCGGCAGAAGUUGGAAACUCCCGAAAAUGUGCCUCGUUUAUAUGAUUUGGUUGAACCGAAGGCCGAGCAUUUUCGACCCGCCUUUUACCAUGCACUUCGUGACACUCUCGUGGUCAAGGACUUGGCGCAAGCAACACGUGUUUCCACGGCGGGCAGGCAACGUUACCGCUCCGUAACUUUGAAAGGCGAAGUGGUGGAUGUCAGCGGCACUCUUUCGGGUGGUGGGCACCAUGUCUCACGUGGGGGCAUGUCUUCCCGCCUCCAUGACGAUUCCGUUACGCCUGAAUCCAUCGCGCAGCACGAGAAGCAAAUACUUAGUUUUCAAGAAGAAACUUCUAAAGUCGGCCAAAGUAUAGAAGACUACCGAAAGAGAAUAAAUGAACUGAAUAAUGAACUUUCGAAAUGCACCUUGACCCUAAAAAAGCAUGAAAUGGAGAUACACGCGAAGACCCAACAAAUUCAGGAAACAGAACUUUUGCUUUCUAAAAUAAAAAAUAUUACCAUCAGCGCUGAAGACGCCGCGCGCCAAGCAGAGCUAGAAAAUUCUGCGAAAGUCCUCCAACCUGUAUUAAAGAAGACGAAAGCCAUCGUCAGUAAAUAUACUGAGUCAGUCGAUCUCUUAAAGAAAAAAAUUUUGGAUAUUAGUGGCCCAAAGUUGAAGUCACAAAGCCUAAAAGUGGAGACUAUCACCAAGGAGCUGGAUACGUUGGCUACCGCCAUUACCCGCACGAACGUUUCUGUGAAAGCCAAUAUAAAAAAGAAAAAAACGAUGGAAGACAAAAUCGAAAGCUUAUUGGGAGAGAUCGACUCGAAUAAGAAGUUUAUAGAAACCACUAAAAAGGAGUUUGAGGAAUUAGAUGAAAAAGCUCAGAAAGUUCUCGAAACUAUUAAAGUUGCUAAUGAGUUAUACGAAGCCAAGAAAAGAGAAAUCGAGCAGAACGACAUUCACUACAAUACGCUUAAAAAGGAGGCUACAAACAACCGCUCCUUAUUGGUCGAUCUCGCUAAUAACGUGGACCACUUAGCAGCUGAUAUAAAAACACGCCGUGAGCAUAUCAAGUAUUGGACUGAGAUGCUUAAAAAGUUGGAACUUCUUCCCUUUCCUUCUUUUGUGAAGGAACCCCCACAAAAUUAUCAUGAACUUAAAGAAUAUGAUUUGGAGGAAAUAAAGCAGUUUAACAAGGAAGAACUGGAGUACAAAGUGACCAUUCUCGACGAGGAAGUUAAAAAAAUGAAUCCCAACAUGUCGGUUCUUGCAGAAUACGCGCAGAAGUGUCAAGAGUAUGAGGCAAAGAAAAGAGACUACGAAACGGCUAGCCAAUUACGGGAUACCGCAAGGGCCGAACUUGCUCGCUUGAAAAAAGAAAGACUGACUAUCUUUCUGGACGGCUUCAGUAAAAUAGCCCUCAAGCUGAAGGAGAUGUACCAGAUGAUCACGAUGGGAGGCGAUGCUGAGCUGGAGCAGGUGAACAGCCUGGAUCCCUUCGAGGACGGCAUCGUCUUCAGUGUGAGGCCUCCGAAAAAGUCGUGGAAGAAUAUUUCCAAUCUCUCCGGAGGAGAAAAAACUCUGAGCUCCCUCGCGCUCGUGUUUGCUCUGCACCACUACAAGCCCACGCCUUUAUACGUGAUGGACGAAAUCGACGCCGCGUUGGACUUCAAAAAUGUGUCGAUUGUGGCAAACUAUAUUAAGGAAAGGACUAAAAACGCUCAGUUUAUUAUUAUUUCCCUAAGAAACAACAUGUUUGAAUUGGCCAACCGGCUAGUUGGAAUUUAUAAGACAGCCAAUCAGACCAAAACUGUGGCUAUCAAUCCUUCCUGCAUACAAGCAAACCCACUACAAGCGACAAUGCCUUGA
This is a messenger RNA of Zophobas morio, 3633 nucleotides long. Its product is annotated as structural maintenance of chromosomes protein 4-like. The transcript is spliced from 37 exons. The record is from RefSeq and is a predicted model, not a curated record. The coding region runs from base 349 to 3633 and encodes 1094 amino acids. Gene Ontology annotation, biological process: mitotic chromosome condensation. Gene Ontology annotation, cellular component: chromosome; condensin complex. Gene Ontology annotation, molecular function: ATP hydrolysis activity; ATP binding; protein binding. NCBI's taxonomy places the organism in Eukaryota, Metazoa, Arthropoda, Insecta, Coleoptera, Tenebrionidae.